Stereum hirsutum FP-91666 SS1 is the source of this 1618-nucleotide messenger RNA. RefSeq lists its product as uncharacterized. The transcript has 5 exons. The coding region runs from base 50 to 1246 and encodes 398 amino acids. The record is from RefSeq and is a predicted model, not a curated record. NCBI's taxonomy places the organism in Eukaryota, Fungi, Basidiomycota, Agaricomycetes, Russulales, Stereaceae.
CGAUUUCAGAAUAACACGCAAACGACUCUAACGGCUUUGACUGCGUAUUAUGAAGGCAAGAAGAGUUAUCGUCAAGACUUUCAACGUCGUUGCAUGGGUCCUUCUCGUAGCCUCCAGUUUAUACAGUAUCCUCGAACCUGAUAUUUGGUCCUUCACAAAAGAGGCUGAGAUACUCCCUGCCCGAUGGGGCUUCUACGUCUGGUAUCCGCUGAAUGUCCUGCUCGUCGCCCCCAUACUAUGCCAGUUCGUCCCAGACGGUAAUCUUCUCAUCAUCGAUGGCCUCUCUUGGGAUCUCCCCCUGCUCAACACUUCGACCGCCAUUUUCAUCCACCUAUGGAUUCGCGAGUGGUAUCUCACAGCCUUCUUUUUUGUGGUACUCUCUCGUCUCACCCUACACAGGCUACGCUCCAUCCUGAGGGAAUAUAAUUCGGAUGUCACUCUGGCAGAGACGCUCUUCGUCCGCCUUCCAUUGUCGUUUUAUGCUUCCUGGAUGGACGUACUUUUGGUCGUAGUCGGAUUCCAGGCUUUCACGGUCUCUUGGUUGAACUACAGCACCAGGAUGUGGGUGAAGGGAGAUGCCGGUCUUUGGACGGAGGUCUUCGUCUUCAUCGCGCUUGGCUACCUCCUCUCCGCCACAAUCACCUCGGCGAUCAAGAUCACUACUGCCGUCCGCGCAUUAAGACACAAUCGCACACCCUCUCUUCCCCUCCCACUCUCACCUAACUCCGGUCGAUCGCUCAUCUACGCCCUCUUCCCAUCGGACACCUUCCUCCCGCUAUCAGACCUCGCCUAUACCAUCCCCAUCACCUGGAACCUCUGGGCCAUCUUCUGGCUCCACCUUCAUCCGUUCUGGUACUCCCUACCCGGCCAUUCUGCUCCCCCCGGGUCACUGCCACCAUCAAGUACAGAUCUAGGCUCGCACGACAACAGUGAGCUGUUGAAAUACGGCACGCUAACGUUCGCGAUACUCUCGAGUAUCUGUGUCGUCGUCGCGGCGCUUAGAGUGAUCGUUUGGGUCGUGAAGGGAUGGAAGAGGAGCGGUGGGAUUAUCAGGGUUUCUGUCGAGGUGGAGGAUUGGUCGUGGGGUGGAGAUGGAAGGAGUGAGAUGACGAUGGGGCGAGGAGAGGAACGACAGAGAAGGAUUGGGAGGUGGGAGGUUGGAGCGGUGAAGUAUGGAAGCUACGGUUACACGAAUGUUGGAGGGGUUUCGGUGAGGUUGGCAGGUGAGGAGAUGGAAAGCGUGUGAAUAUUGUCUUGACGUGAGAUGCAGAGUCUAGCAGGAGCCGCCGGCAUCGAACAGCAGAUGAAGGCGAAAGGUUCACUCUCGGUUUUGUAGACUCGUGCAACAUUGGAUCGCUAGAAAUGUUCAACGUUGAGAUCACUGGCUUGUUCAAGCUGUGAUACGUAGGAUAACCUCACCGUAUGCUGUGAUUUGAGCGCGUAAAAGCGAUAAGAGGAUUUUAUUGCCACGGUCAUGAGGGAGAUUAAGCGAGUGCCACAGCGGAUACAUACCCUAACCCUAGAUUAACGCCACCCACUGCUCUGAAGAACGAGGCAGCUUUCUCUUUCACUACCAUUACUAUCGGUAUCGCUCAGCUCUGUUUCUUGUACACAUCGU